UCGGGUUAAUUAACCGGCUCUUCGGUCAGUUCGUCAACACUAGUCGUGGGCAAUUGUGGUCCAGCAGGACUCAGAUCUAGAGAGCAGCAGUUUUGUCCAUCUAUGUUAACUGCUGAUAUGCCUCCCGUGAAGCUCGAGAGAUCAGAUGAUGCCAAACCUGUUGACAAUGGCAAGGACAAGAAAUGCAUCACCUCAGCAUUGAAGGGACUGGAGACAAUUGAACCUCUGGUUCGCUCUGUAGUAGAGACCCCCGAGCCCAUUUCCGCUGAAGUACAAGGCACCAUUCCCUCCUGGAUCAAUGGCAACUUCCUCCGCAAUGGCCCGGGGAAGUUUGAGUUUGGAAACACACACUUCAACCACUGGUUUGAUGGGAUGGCCAUGCUACACCAGUUCAAGAUCGACAAAGGCCAGGUGACAUACAUGAGUCGGUUCCUGCACAGCGAUGCCUACAAGAAGAAUAGCGAAAAGGACCGCAUCAUGAUGUCAGAAUUUGGUACCCUUGCUUUGCCCGACCCCUGUAAAAACUUCUUCCAGCGCUUCCUGUCUCGCUUUGAGAUGAUGGAGCCCACAGACAAUGCAAGUGUGAGCUUUGUGAAAUACAAGGGUGACUUCUAUGUCAGCACGGAGACAAAUUUCAUUCAUAAAGUGAACCCAGAAAACUUAGAAACAUUGGAAAAGGUAGCCUACCAUCACGAUAACCAUGGAGUAAUAGAUGUAGACUGGAGCAAGUUUAUUGCUGUAAAUGGAGCCACUGCUCACCCACACUAUGACCCUGAUGGUACCACCUACAAUAUGGGCAACUCUUAUGGGAGCAAAGGAGCCCUGUACAACAUCAUCACAGUACCUCCUGAGAAGACGGAUGCCAAAGAAACCCUUCAAGGAGCCAAAAUACUCUGCUCUAUUGUACCUGCAAACAAGUCUCAUCCCUCCUACUACCACAGCUUUGCUAUGUCUGAGAACUAUGUGGUGUUCAUUGAGCAGCCAAUUAAGAUGGACCUGCUAAAGAUAGUCACAUGCAAGCUGAGGGGGAAGGCUUUGAGCGACGGUAUCUACUGGGAUCCCAAGCAGGAAACUGUCUUCCAUCUCGUUGACAAGCUAACAGGCGAGGUCAGCUCAGUGAACUACCAUACCAAGGCUAUCUCCACCUUCCAUCAGAUCAACGCCUUCGAGGAAGAUGGUUUCUUGAUGCUCGACAUGUGCUGCUCAGACGACGGCCAAGCCAUCAACAACUACCUCAUCCAGAACUUACGCAAGUCAGGAGACGCGUUAGAUGAGGUGUACAACACCAUGUGCAGGGUAUUCCCUCGGCGUUUUGUUCUGCCCCUUCAAGUGACCAGCGAAACCCCAACAGACCAGAACCUAAACGUGCGGCCCUCCAGUGCGGCAACAUGUGUCAAAAUCAGCAAAGAUAAGGUGUUCUGCCAACACGAGGAUCUCCAUGGAGAUGACCUCCACGAGUACGGUGGCCUGGAGUUCCCUCAGAUAAACUAUGGGAGAUAUAACACACGGCCGUACCGUUAUUUCUAUGGCUGUGGCUUCAGACACCUGGUGGGGGACUCCCUGCUCAAGAUGGACCUGAAGGACAAGACACUCAAGGUCUGGUACCAGAAAGGUUUCUUCCCAUCAGAGCCUGUGUUUGUGCCGUCACCUGAUGCUGUGGAGGAGGACGAUGGUGUCAUCCUGUCUGUGGUUCUCACCCCCUCACAGGAUAAAGGAACAUUCCUCCUGGUUUUGGAUGCAAAGACAUUUGAAGAGCUGGCAAGAGCCAGCGUGCCUGUUAACAUGGCGUAUGGUUUCCAUGGCACCUUCAAUGCUUCUUCCUAAACCUGUUUCGGUUACAUUUAAAGUGUUUCUGGAAUGACUAUAAAUAAAACAAUACCUAAUGCAGUGCUAAUCAUUAUAACCACUAUAUUGCUGAUAGUACGGAGUUACUGCACUGUAUAUGAAGAUAGAUGCAGUUUUCUGUUACUGACUGAAUAGUUUCUGUUACUAACUGUAUGUUUUUCUAAACUAGUUUGCAGUAACAUUACAGUAAUGGCAUUAAGAGCCUUAACAAACUUAAAUAUAAUCUAUAUAUAUUGUGAAUGAUAUUCCUUUCAUACCAACCUGAAACUGGUACUCAGGAGUUAUUAUACUGUAGACAUCAAGCCUGUGAUUUUCAGGUUGCAUGACCCUCCAACCAAUCAAGUGCCAAAUUAACAUUUUCUUCAAACAUUCUUUUGAUACUCAAAUGUUUAUUUUUUUUUUUACAGGUUUGAUUUUUAUACACUACUUGCCAAUAAAAUGUGUACCUCUGUCUGAACUGUCAAGUGUGUUUACAAAGUUUUGCAUUGUCUGUGCAUCCUACACACAUCGAAAUUGAAAAGCUAAUGGUGAAAUGUGCUAACAUAUGAAAACAGCUGUUUCAUGUGUAG
Perca flavescens (yellow perch) is the source of this 2414-nucleotide messenger RNA. RefSeq names its product beta,beta-carotene 9',10'-oxygenase. NCBI's taxonomy places the organism in Eukaryota, Metazoa, Chordata, Actinopteri, Perciformes, Percidae. The transcript is spliced from 12 exons. Gene Ontology annotation, molecular function: carotenoid dioxygenase activity; beta-carotene 15,15'-dioxygenase activity. Gene Ontology annotation, cellular component: mitochondrion. The coding region runs from base 103 to 1824 and encodes 573 amino acids. Gene Ontology annotation, biological process: carotene catabolic process; retinal metabolic process. The record is from RefSeq and is a predicted model, not a curated record.